AUGAAAUUGGUGCUGUCAGGUGGUAGCUAUCAUGGAUUUAAACUUAGACUCUCCACCCGCUGCAGAUGGGUGGUGAUGCAAAAACAGCAUUUCGCAAGCCUGCAACUGAUGCAGCCAACAGGAAGUAUCGGCGUCGUUCUCCAGUUGGCGGUUCAUCUCCCUCUGAUGGAGGGUCCUAUGCAUGAGCAUAACUGUAAGCCCAAAAAUUCAAGGGAAGACCCUGGAAAAGUCUCUGAAUAUCAACAAGAAGGAGAGAUGAUGAAAAUCCUCCAAAGUUCGCAUGGGUACUAUAAGCAUGAUGACUGUAUCAAACAUGACAAACACGCUGAUGAGAAGAUAAAAAUUAUCAGAAGUUAUCUUCUCGUUCUGGUAGGGAGUCAAGAGGUCAAGAGACUAUUCAAGAAAUUUGGACAAUAUUCUCGUGAUAAAUAUGAUGGUUCUGGAUAUAGGAACAAGGAUAAAGAUAGAGAAUCUUCAUUUCCUGAGAACCAGAAAUAUAAAGAUAAGGACUCAUCAUCUCAGAGAGUUGGAUCUGGCAGGAGACAUGGACAUUUUGAAGAGAUGGAAAGGGAACGAGACAGGCAUGUAUUGGACAGAGAUGUUCAGGAUGAGAAAAAGGAUUACCGUAGGAAUUCAGGUGAUUAUAUAAGUGAACGGAUUUUCUCAUAUGAAGAGUCCAGGGGGCAACGAAGUGACUCAAUUCCAGGAGAGAUGAAGGUAAACAUCGCAUGA
Molecule: messenger RNA, 732 nt
Organism: Prunus armeniaca (apricot)
Lineage: Eukaryota; Viridiplantae; Streptophyta; Magnoliopsida; Rosales; Rosaceae
Source: the annotation of a GenBank genome assembly